AUGUCAAUAGCAGCAUAUCACGAAUCUCUUCCCUACAUUGACCCCGAACCCUCCGCCGAGGCCCUCGCCGCCGCGCGCGCCCUCAUCUCCGCCGAGCUCGCCGCCUCCCCCUCCACCGAGCCGUCCUCCUUCCUUGCCGCCUCCUCCGCCCGCGAGCCAUCCUUCACGCCGACCAUGACCACCGAGUUUGAACGCAUCGCCGCCCAGGUGCCCCUCCAGCCGCUCAACCUCUCCCGCUACGAGGCGCAGGAGCCGCCCGCCGACGCCCCCGACGCCGCCACCCUGCGCACGCCGCUCGAGCGCGCCUACGUGUCGGCGUCGUACCUCGCUGCGCGCAACCAGAACCUGCAGCUCCUCGACCGCGCGGGCAAGAACGCCUGGCUGCUCGGCAACUACGCCAUCGAGGCCGACCUCCGGGCCGUCGAGGCCGAGCUCGCGGCGACGAAGCGCGAGAUGGACCUCGUGAAUGCCGCGCGCGCCACGCGGCAGAACGAGGUCAAGGGCGAGAUGCAGACCCUCGAGGAGAACUGGAGGACGAGGGUCGGCAAUGUGCUCGAGACGGAGAUUGCCGUCGAGGAGCUGAGGCAGCAGGUCCGGGACGAGCUGCGGAAUCAGCACCGGCCACAGGAAUGA
Akanthomyces muscarius is the source of this 633-nucleotide messenger RNA. RefSeq lists its product as uncharacterized. The coding region runs from base 1 to 633 and encodes 210 amino acids. Gene Ontology annotation, cellular component: Prp19 complex; precatalytic spliceosome; catalytic step 2 spliceosome. Lineage: Eukaryota; Fungi; Ascomycota; Sordariomycetes; Hypocreales; Cordycipitaceae. Gene Ontology annotation, biological process: mRNA processing. The record is from RefSeq and is a predicted model, not a curated record. The transcript has 2 exons.